Molecule: messenger RNA, 2230 nt
Organism: Odontomachus brunneus
Lineage: Eukaryota; Metazoa; Arthropoda; Insecta; Hymenoptera; Formicidae
Product: spidroin-2-like
Exons: 6
Coding region: 187-1641 (484 amino acids)
Molecular function (GO): galactoside binding; carbohydrate binding
Source: RefSeq, a predicted model, not a curated record
UGGAGCAUACUUUAUGCUCGGGGAAACGUCAGCACUGUAAAUAGAAGUGCUGGAAGCGCUUUGGGAACGAAGACGUUCAUUUUCAUGUGCGCAGCAGUGCAAUUGUGUACAGCUAGAAUUUUUUGAGCAACACUUCUCUCUCGUCGAGAUCGAGUCAGACAGCCAAGGCGAUUGCGAAGACGAAAAAUGGCCAAUUCUCCGGUGUUAAAUCCGGAAAUCCCAUAUGUGGGAGCAGUGGAAGGAGGCCUAAGAGCAGGUACAAUGGUGAAGAUACAAGGUAAAGUGCCUCCUGAUGCUGUCAGAUUUGCUGUCAAUUAUCAGCUUGGGCCAACAUUGAAUCCAAGGGACGACAUAGCUAUUCAUGUAUCUCCACGCUUUCCUGAAGGCUUUGUUACUCGAAAUCAUAUAGAGUCGAUGAACUGGGGCAUGGAAGAGAAUGCUGGCCCAUUGUGGAUACAACCAGGCCAGGAAUUUGAGAUGAUGAUCCUGUGUGAUUAUCAUUGCUACAAGAUAGCUAUAAACGGCAAGCAUUUUACAGAAUUUGCUCAUCGAUUGCCAUUCAUAAAAGUUACUCAUUUAGUGAUUGAUGGUGACGUGGAGAUACACUCAAUCACUUAUGAACAAAUACAGCUAGAUACAUCAAAGUCUCCUGCUACAGCACCAGAUAUAUCAGCUGCUACCUAUGGGCCACCACCUCCAGGUGGAUUGUAUCCAACAUUGGGACCUCAAGGUGGGUACGGACCUCCUCCUCCUCCAGCUGGAUAUGGUCUUCCCCCCAAUGUCUAUGGUGGUCCUGAUAGCUAUAAUCCAUCGAAAUCCUAUGGAUAUCAGCCUGGUCAUGAGAAAGCAGAGGAGGAAAAUGCUUUUGGAGGCUGCUUAGACAAAGUUGGAUUAGCGUUAGGCGGAUUAGUGGCAGCUGGAGGAGUGGCGGCAGCUAUGCAUGCGCUAAAUAAAAAGAAAGAGGAAACUGAUGAAAAGAACCACGAGAAAUCGGACGUUUCCAAAUCAAAGACGGAAAGCGAGGGUGGUUUGGGGAACUUGGGGUCUCUCGGAAUGGCCUUAGCUAGCAGCCUGGCGAGCAACGCCCUGCACAGCAACACGCACGCACAACAAGGCUAUCCCGCCCAGGAAUCAGGUGGCGGUGGGGUAUUGGGAUCUAUUUUUGGAGCAUUGGGUGGUGCUGGUAGCGGAGCGUCUCACCAGCCAGCGUAUGCUUCCAACCAGCCACCUGGCGGCGAUGGCCUAGGUGGAGCGAUCGGAUCUAUACUCGGCGGUGUUCUUGGCGGUGGUGGCCAUCAACAACAACAACAACCAGGAUAUCAACCUUCAGGAGGGUACGGUGGUUACCAAUCGUCCGGGGGUUACGGUGGCCAGCAAGGCCAGCAAGGUUUAGGAGGAUCGGAUUUCAUAUCGGGCAUAGGAUCUGCAAUUGGUUCCUCCUUGUUUAGCUCGGCUUUGGACGGUCUGAACAAACGUGGAAAAGAGAAACCUCACGAUGAAUAUCGUCCCGGACCACCGCCUCCGAGUUAUGAACCGCCGGCACCUCCAAAACCAGCCCCGCGUCCGAAUACUCCACCGGCUUCCGGUGGGCAUAAAUUAUCCGCGGACGAAAUUUCGAAGGGACUCGGGCUGGACGAUUAAAUGCCUCGAGAAACGUGGAAAGCCGCCGCCCGCAAGUACACGCAAAGUGAUGAUAUUAUUGCUCUCUUGUUGCUUCAAAACAGAAUACACUUUAUGAAUCUCGUUUAUCGAAAUAACGCGAUGCACUUGUUUGUCUCUCGACAACAACAGAUUUUAUGUAUCAGCGCCUGCACGAGAUACAGUUGCGAGAAAAUUCUCUCGAAUUAUAUAUAUGAAUCUCGUAUACUAGUGUACUAAAGUCUAAUGUUAUACGAUUGAUAUUUUAAUAGAAGUAAGCUUGAGGUAAAAGUGCUUUUAAGGAUUUUAAAGGUUGUUGCAUAUCUUAGGUAAGAGAGUCGGGACACAAAUUGACUACACUCCGCUUUUUACGAAGCCUUCCAUGAAAUAAUACAGUAGACAGUCAAUGAAGUUGAUAAUUUUUAAGAUUUAUUAUAUUUUUAUAAAAAUGUUUUAUUUUAUAUGAGAAUGUGGCCUUUGACAGAAAGAGAUACAUAUAUGCCUUAUAUAUAUUUGAAUUACAAAUAAUAUACGAGAAUUAUUUAUUACAGUUAUUUAUAUCAGAAAAUAUAUAUCUAUAUGUAUAUCUUAA